Molecule: messenger RNA, 3478 nt
Organism: Seriola dumerili (greater amberjack)
Lineage: Eukaryota; Metazoa; Chordata; Actinopteri; Carangiformes; Carangidae
Gene: unc119a2
Product: protein unc-119 homolog A-like
Exons: 5
Coding region: 367-1137 (256 amino acids)
Biological process (GO): visual perception; positive regulation of protein tyrosine kinase activity; negative regulation of clathrin-dependent endocytosis
Cellular component (GO): centrosome; intercellular bridge; spindle midzone
Molecular function (GO): lipid binding
Source: RefSeq, a predicted model, not a curated record
CUUGGCAGCAACGGCCAUCUGCCGCCUCUUUUAAUUUCAAACCGAGCAGAUUAUUUCCCACAGACUUCUAGCUUCACUUGACACAACCCUAACAGCGUCUCAGAGAGCAGCUGCGAAGAAAAAAGCAGCAGAGGAAAAGCCCGCUCUCCUCACAUUGCGCUCAGCCAAGGAGAGCCGGGGACGUUUGCAUGCAGCCCGUCUGCGGAGACAGACUGCGGGCUCAUAAAGACGAAGAGGAUUUGAAUUAAGCACCGGAUAACAGACAGCAACUGUGCAUCCUUCAGUGAGGGAGGGAGGGAGGAGAGGGAGGCAACUGUUUUGUAUCUUGGAAGCCCUGGGUGAGGAGAGGGGGAGGAGGAGCGGAGAAUGAGCUAUUCUUGUACCAGCAGGGGCAACAGCCAGGACCCAUCAAGCGCUAAGAAGCCUGCCGGUGAUAAUCCAGGCAGAGACGCCGCAGGCACAGACAGCAGCGCAGACAGCAGCAGUAACGGCAGCCCGAAGCAAACGGCGGCGAUGAAAGUGAAGAAAGGAUGCAACUCGACCGACGUCGGGGUCCCGGUGACCACGGAAGAGGACCUGCUCGCCAGCGCGAUGAUCACUCCGGAGGAUGUUCUGGGCUUGCAGAAGAUCACAGAGAAUUAUCUGUGCAGCCCGGACGAGAACAUUUACAACAUCGACUUCACCAGGUUCAAGAUCCGAGACAUGGAAACCGGCACAGUUCUGUUUGAAAUCACCAAACCUCCAUCCACAGAUAAAGCAGGAGAGAAGAGGGAUAUUGACCCAAACGCUGGCCGGUUCGUCCGUUACCAGUUCACCCCGGCUUUCCUCCGGCUGCGGCAAGUUGGAGCCACCGUUGAGUUCACGGUCGGAGACAUGCCCAUAGAAAACUUCAGGAUGAUCGAGAGACAUUAUUUCCGCGAGAAGCUGCUCAAGAGUUUUGACUUUGAGUUCGGCUUCUGCAUGCCCAGCAGCAAGAACACCUGUGAACACAUCUACGAAUUCCCACCUCUGUCUGAGGACAUCAUCAGAGAGAUGAUCCUGCACCCGUAUGAGACGCAGUCCGACAGCUUCUACUUUGUGGACAAUAAGCUGGUGAUGCACAACAAGGCAGACUACUCGUACAACGGUGGGACGUAGAGAUGACACACCAGCACGAGAGACAGGUGGAUGUACGGACUGACCUGAGGGACGAUCAGAGCACGCUGGUGGGGUUAACAUCCUGUCAAUCCAGUAAUCUCUUUCUCUUUCUCUCUCUUUCUCUCUUUCUCUCUCCGUCUUUCUCUUUCUCCUUCUCCCGUCGAGAGAAUGCCGUCCAGAAAACACCCAUACAGAUGUGUCGGUUACAGCCUGUGUGUGUGUGUGUGUGUGUGUGUGUGUGUGUGUCUGUGUGUGUAAACACGUGUAAGUUUGUCAAGAAGCCACAUUCACACAAACACACACAUGGACACACACAGUUCACAGCUUGGUGUGGCGUCGCUGUGACAAAGUGUGUUUGUGACAUGAUAAACCAGCACGUGAUCAAAUUUUGGGGAAACAUCAGAUGGCUUUCGCUCUCUCGCCACGUCAUGAAGUGAAUAAAGAAAAAAAAAAAAAAACCCUGUAUCUUCGACUAUUGAUAGAAAAUUAUUUUUUUCAUUCCUGUAGCUGUUAGGAACAAAUCUUGCGUCUAAAAACGUGUAUUUUUAGGACUUGAACGACCAGUGUGUGGGAUUUAGUGGCAUCUAGUGGUGAGGUUGUAGAUUGCAACCAGCUGAAGACCCCUCCCCUCCCCUCACCCCUCCCUCUCCAAGCGUGUAGGAGAACCUGCGGUGGCCUUCAGGUAGCGAAAUACGGCCCUCUGUAGAUCCCAGUGUUUGGUUUGUCCAUCCUGGGCUACUGUAGAAACAUGGCGGGCAACCCCCUGUGUAGAUAUGAAGGGCUUAUUCUAAGAUAACGAAAACACAGUGAUUCUUAGUUUCAGGUGAUUAUACAUUAAUGAAAACAUGAUUAUGAAUAUUAUCAACUAUAGAUCCGAAUGAAUCCUACACACUGGUUCUGGGGAAAUUAUUUCUCAGAUUCAGCGAGUGUGUGUGUGUGCGUGUGCGUGUGCGUGUGUGUGUGUGUGUACUCUUGCUUUUUGGAGUGUGUGUGUUUCUGUACUUUGUAUGAUUGUCUGUACUGUGUGUGUGUCUGUGUGUCAGUUUGAAGCAUGAUUACUGGUCUGGUAGAAAUAUAUGAAUUUAAAUGUCAGUACUGUGGUCAUCUGGUUUUAAAAAGGUUCAAAUAGAUUUCCAAAACCUAUUAGCACAUUUUCUACAGAGUAGACAGUAGUUAGUCUUUUUGACUUUAUAUCAGACCUAUUUCCUGUUUCCUUAUUCCUUUGUUCCUCAUUUAUUUCUCCAGUCGUGUUACCUGUAUAAACUGUAGAGCAUAUGCGUUUAUUGUCUUUGCUCAAAGCACAAAAUCUCCACGAAGACAUCAAUGAGGAAACAGUGAGCUGAUCUGACCAUAAAUGUACUGUGUGAUCUGUGUAUAAACUGUACUGUCCAGCCCUCCUGUUGCUUCAUGUAGGUGAUAAAGAAGUUGUUAAGAACCCUAUUUGUCCAAGUUAAAGUUUUACUGUUUGCGAAGAAAAGGGAAACUUGGAGGAAGAUUGGGGAAUGUAGCAGAACUCUUUUAAAGAUCAAUUCAUCCUCAAAUCAUCAUCGGCCUUGUCACGUCUCCUGCGUCCAUGUCCUCAUUUUCUUGUGCGGUUUCUCUGUUACUUGAUUUCUGCCUCAUCAUUUCCAUUCUGAAACGUUGCAGUCAGUGAGGACCUGAGUGCGCUGAUCUGUUGUUAAUCGAGGGCAUUUAUUACACAGAUCAAACAGAAAAUCUGUAACUGAACUGUCUUUUGAUGCCUCUAAAUUGUAAUAUGCACACUUGGCUUUCUAUCUUCUGACUCAAACAGUAUAAUUCUCUGUCUUAUUUCCAGCAUAUAUCUGCACAUGCUGUCUGAUGAUGAUGAUGAUGUGCAUCAGUCUGAUGCACUUUAAAACCAGUUUAGUUUCUGUGAUUCUGCUUAAACUGCAGUGAACUCCACCCGUCUGUUACAGCAAGUGUGUUCAAACAAACACUGCAAAUCAUUUGCAAAAAAAUAUCUGUACUUCUUACAGAUCUGAUUGAAAGGAAAUUACUUGAAUGCACCUGUUUGAUUCAGAUUGUCACCUGAAGUGAUUCAAAUCUGAAUGACUGUUUUUGUUUUGGGCCUGUACAAGUUGCUGAUUGUGAGUUACAGGGAAUAAAAGGUUGAGAGACAAAAUUAGCAAAUGUGCUAAAAGUCGUGAAAUGGGACAGGAGGGGGAGUCCAGUCGGCUCAGAUUAACUUGAAUGUUAUGUCAAAAAUGUAACACAGAUUUGUAGAGCAGAUUUAUUUAUGAUCGAUUGUGACUCGUGUACAAAUUAUUUUGAUUCAAAUGUUGGUGUGACUGAACAAAAGUAAAAUAAAUAAAGAUUUAUG